AAAAGCGCUGAACACAUGACCCUGACCAGCGCCGGGCAGGCACCUUUGGCCCCGAGCCGUGUGUGGGGCAGGGCGCCAGGCUGGCCGAGCGCCCUCCUGGCCACCUCCUGUGCCCUGGGCCCCGGCAGACUGGCGGCGAGAGGGUGCGGCGUGCCCGGGGGGAUGAGGGCCUCCGUGCUGCAGGGCCCCCUCGCCUCGCAGUGGACCCGUGCGUUGUUCACCUCCCCCUCAGCUGCUGCCCUCAAGGCCCAGUCAGCGGAGGACUUCUGGGCCAAAAAUAAGCGGCUGCGUCGGCCACUAUCACCUCACCUCACCAUCUACAAGCCCCAGAUCACCUCGCUGCUCUCUGUCACCCACCGAGGCACAGGCCUUGCCCUUGCUGGACUCCUCUAUGGCUUUGGCAUUGGCACUGUGGUGUUGCCUGGCUCUUUCCCCCACUACCUGGAGAUGAUUCAGGCGCUUCAUUUUGGGGGAGCAAUCAUCCUUAGUGUCAAGUUCAUCUUGGCAUGGCCCUUCAUGUUCCACCUCUGUAAUGGCGUCCGGCACCUGGCAUGGGACAUGGGCUACGGAUUCACCCUGCGUAACCUCUACAAGUCAGGCUACAUGGUGCUGGCCUCCAGCUUCAUCCUCUCAGGCAUUGUUGCUGUCAUGUAGAAAAGCAGCUGUUCAUGCAAUUGGAUGACAAUCCCUGGUAUUUUUUUUUUUUUUUUUUUUUUUUCCCAAUGUCCUUGGCCCAUUUAUUUUACUGUCCUGAGUUAGAUGUAAAUAUAGUUGUGUUUAAGUAACCUCAAGGCUCGUGCAACCACCAUAAUGAGAGAAAGUUCUCACUGGUACAUUAACUCAUUAAAUUGGAGAAAUGCAGAUUGGACAACCAGAAGGGCAGUGGAUGUGGAUCUCUUGACUCAUGGUAAUAAGAAUAUGAUAAAAGUAAAUUUAUAAUAAAAGUGAUGUGGAUCACAUUGAUACAAAUAUGUAUAUAAUAGUUAUAAUAAAAAUUUACACAAAAAAAUUUAAUACAUUUACAUGCUGACUUUGACAUUUGAGGAUUUGAUUUAUUAUUUGCAUGCAUAGGUACAUCAGGGGAUGAAUGUAUGCAUUACCAUAUAGGUCGUGGUUUAGUUACGGGACAUGUUAAAAUAAAAUAUACUUUUAGGGUCACAGGAUACCUUAACACCAAGUUUGGUUGGGGGAUAAUCAGCCUCACUGUCCUUACUUUACUUUUGCACUGUCAUAUAAUCAUAGCUGGGCACGAUAACAGAAAACCUUAUUCCCAAUAACCGAUAACUGAUAAUGGAAAACCUUAUUGGUGAUAACCGAUAUUCGUUAACUGGAGACAGAAAUAUAGGCGUUAACCGAUAACCAAUACCCGAUAUAAAUCCACAAUUCCGAUACUAACUAGUGAUAAGUCCAGUAGGCAAAAACGAUACUAUAUUGAUAUUUCAAAUAAAAAACAGAUGAAUUCAAAUUUUCAUUAUCUGUAUUUUAGAAAACUUACAAAACCUGAAAACCACAUGUUGACACGUACCUAUGGACGGUAAUACUAGAAACGCCUGAACUGGUGUUGUGUUAUUUGGCGUCCCCAUCAUCAAAAGCUGGCGCUUUUCUUUACAAACACUGGUCUCUCGUGAACUGUGCAUGCUCAGACCAGCAAGUGUAGACCUGUACACUCUCACAAAGCUUUUGAACCAUUAUUAAAAGUUGCUGGAAUUCUGAAUCAGACAUACAGUACCGCUACCACCAUCCCCGCUGUUUCUAGAAUGACACUCUGUAUGAGUUGUAUUUAUAUGUACAGAGUGUCGUUCUAGAAACAACGAGGAUGGUGGUAGUGUAUGUCUGAUUCAGCCUUCCAGCAACUAUUAAUGUGUUAAAGAGCUUUGUGAGACUGUACAGGGCUACACUUACUGGUCUGAACAUGCGCAGUUCAUGAGAGACCAGUGUUUGUAAGCAAAAGCGCCAGCUUUUGACGAUAGGACACCAAAUAACACAACACUGGGUGCCUUCAAUACCAUGGCAUGCUCACAAAUGAAUUUUGAAUAUCAAAUUUGAGGCAGUGAAUGAUCAUUUUUUGGGCAAAGUUAAAUUAUUUUUCUCUUUGAUAUAUUGAUUUUUGAGUAACAUAAAAAAUAACCUAUUGUUUUAACGUUGAUGAUCUAAGUAUGAAAUCUCUUCACCGAAGAUAUUUCAUACCCCGAGGUUGUUUCAUACAACACCGGGCGCCCAGGCCACGCAUGCGCAGUAGGGAGGAGACAAUUUUUUUUUUUUUUUUUUUUCAGAGACGGAAAAAAGUAGCAAUUAUCGCUGGUUUGGUUACAAAAGUAGCGGAGAUACCGAUAUAUUUAAAUGAGUAGCAGAUGGCUGAUAACCCGAUCUUGUUAUCAGCAAUAAAGUAUCGCGAUAACGCCCAGCUAUGCAUGUAAUGCACCACAUAUUAUCAUCACCAUCAUCUGUGGUAACUCAAUUUCUCCUCAAGUAGGAUGACAGGCUCCCAGAAUGGGAAAGUCACAGCCAGUUACACAUACUAAUUAAUCCAUAAGAUUGCUGCUUUACUUUGAUGAGUGUACCGGACAUUCUUGAUGAUUCCGAAUAUUUUCUUUCGUCGUGAAUGCCAUAAAGGGCACUAGGUUUCAGCCCUCUUGAUUAUUUGCAUGUAGGUCUGACUAUAAGCCUCAUGCACUGAAAAUUUAAUAUGCUUCAGUUUCCACUGCAACAUGUUUGGGGCUCCUGAGGGGUGAGGCGGGAUGACCUGACAGCAUGUGGCGAAAAAAAAAUUUCUAUUACCAAAUCACCCACAAGUUUUCUUUUUCCCUGCCAUUCUUAUACAUCAUCAGCUUUGUAAUACAUUUUUCUGCAUUAAUAAAGAAACAAGAAGUGGAAAUAUA
Molecule: messenger RNA, 2879 nt
Organism: Eriocheir sinensis (Chinese mitten crab)
Lineage: Eukaryota; Metazoa; Arthropoda; Malacostraca; Decapoda; Varunidae
Product: succinate dehydrogenase cytochrome b560 subunit, mitochondrial-like
Exons: 5
Coding region: 16-654 (212 amino acids)
Biological process (GO): mitochondrial electron transport, succinate to ubiquinone; tricarboxylic acid cycle
Cellular component (GO): membrane
Molecular function (GO): succinate dehydrogenase activity; electron transfer activity
Source: RefSeq, a predicted model, not a curated record